CUUAUCUAGAGAGACAAACAUCCUGAAAGAGGAGAGAAGCUGCAUCAACACGAACUGACUCUUAUUUUACUUAUUUGUAGAGGAGGAGUCCUGCAUCAGAAAACAUCCUCUGGUCUGAACACAGUUUAGUCAUAGUUAGUGAAGAAAAAGUCAUUUUAGUGUGUUUGUCCUCCAAAGAUGCUGUGGAUUCUGUUCUUCCUCUGUCUGAGUGGAAGGCUGUGUGCAGAUGGGGACAUAAUUUCACCCCCAGAUUACUGCAACACACCAGACAUAAAGCUGACUGACAAGAGAGCAUACCAGUCUACAACCUAUGAUGGGUUACUAACAAAGUACCCUGCUGACAGAGCCUUUGAUGGUGAUCAAUCAACAUGUUCUUACACCGAGUAUCGGACUAACUCCUGGUGGAUUGUAGACCUGCAGGGUGUUUACAACAUUUCCUGUAUCUCUAUUUGGAAUAAUAACCAUUGGUUUAGCUAUUCGAACAUAUCAGGUGCCAAGAUCUACAUCGGGAACUCUCGUCAGAACAACGGCACCAACAACAAGCUGGUCCAAAACAUCACAAACUUCAGAACAGACCAGAUUAAUGUCUAUAAGUUUCCUUCAUCAGUGUCGGGGCGAUACGUCACUGUGAUCAUACCAGAAAAAAAAUAUAUGGCUCUGUGUGAAGUGAAAAUCACUGGCACAAAAAUGGCUUCACCUUUUCUACUGAUUGACCAAAACAAGUCGUGGGAAGAAGCUCUGAACUACUGCAGAAAUAACCACAGAGAUCUGGCCUCCAUCUUGGAUGAACAGAUGCAGACCUUCGCUGAGCUGGCGGCUGAGAAAGCCAACAGUCCCUUCAUUUGGAUCGGACUUCACUACAUCUCCUCCCUCCAUUACUGGUUCUGGGUUGAUGACAGUGCUGUGGAGAUUAAACACUGGGGUUCCAGUGAACCAAAAGAAAACUGUGACACCAAUGGAGCCAUGCAGAAAGGAGGAGACCAUUUGUGGUUUAGCAAGUCUGAUUAUGAUAAGUUCAAUUUUAUCUGUGCUGUAAACUAAGAGCUGCGACGUCUGAGUUACCAUGGCUUUACUUUCAGUGUAUCAUCCAAAAAAAAAAAAAAAAAAAAAAUCACAUCUUGUGUUAUUGAAUCACUUAGCAUGUUUGAUUUUCUGUAUUGCUCUAUAUUGUAGACCUUUUCUCUAAUCUCUGAGAUUUUUUUGCCAUCUAUGUAGAUUUGACUAAUUAAUUUAGGACGUCCCUGGAUAAACUAAGUAUGUUCUCAUCCCUGGCAGAUUUAUUUAUUACCUUCUA
Xiphophorus maculatus (southern platyfish) is the source of this 1294-nucleotide messenger RNA. Its product is annotated as fucolectin-5-like. The transcript has 5 exons. Lineage: Eukaryota; Metazoa; Chordata; Actinopteri; Cyprinodontiformes; Poeciliidae. The record is from RefSeq and is a predicted model, not a curated record. Bases 178 to 1041 code for a protein of 287 amino acids.